AUGCUCUCUCAAUCUCAAUUUGUUUCUCUAAAUCGCAUCAACUCUUUACCUCUUUCCUCAUCAAUCUCCGUCCGGAAAAUCUUCUCCGAUUCGCUUGAUUUUCCACAUUUAGGUAUCAAUUCGUUUCCGAGAAUCAAAUUAUCGUCGCCUAAAAUGAGUUUGAAUUGUGUGGUGUCGAAUGAAGCAGAAAUAGAUGAUUUAGGAGUUGAGGAUUCUGAGCUCGACGAAUUUGCAGCAGUUGCUAACAAAUUAGCUGAUGCUGCUGGUGACGUCAUCCGCAAAUACUUUCGGAAAAGCUUCGAUAUUCUCGAUAAAGAAGAUUUGAGUCCGGUAACGAUUGCUGAUCAAUUGGCGGAGGAAUCUAUGGUGAAGAUAAUCCAAGAGAAUUUCCCUUCCCAUGCAAUUUACGGAGAGGAGAGGGGAUGGAGGUGUAAAGAGGAAACUGCAGACUAUGUUUGGGUUUUAGAUCCAAUAGAUGGGACGAAGAGUUUCAUUACAGGGAAACCUGUGUUUGGCACUCUUAUUGCUCUGUUGUACAAAGGUAAACCGAUUCUUGGCAUUAUUGACCAGCCUGUACUGAGAGAGAGGUGGACUGGUUUAAGUGGGCGACGAACUACCUUGAAUGGGCAAGAAAUCUCCACACGCAGUUGUUCAAGUCUUUCAAAAGCCUACCUGUACACUACUAGCCCACAUUUGUUCGAAGGAGACGCUGAGAUUGCAUUUGCUCGUGUUAGAAGCAAGGUGAAAGUUCCACUGUACGGAUGUGAUUGCUAUGCAUAUGCCCUGUUGGCUUCUGGAUUUGUGGAUCUUGUAAUAGAGUCUGGUCUUAAGCCAUACGACUUCCUCUCACUUGUGCCAGUAAUAGAAGGUGCUGGAGGAACUAUAACCGACUGGACAGGACAACAAUUUAAUUGGAAAGCUUCUGCUGGUUCACCAGCCACAAGUUUCAAUGUAGUGGCAGCAGGUGAUAAACAAGUUCACCAACAAGCUUUGGAUGCAUUGCAGUGGCAGUAGAGGCAGCUGUGUUUCAAUUUAUAUAUAGAUGCUUCUUCAUGGUGGAGACUAAGAACAAGGUCAAUUAACUCCCUUGAGCGGAUAUCAUAGUAAUUGAUUACUUGGGACCAAGUCUCUACAUUAAUUUAAAUUGCAAACUGAAAUAUAAUGGUCCUCUGCUGUAACCUUCAAUAAGCUGUCCAUUUGGUUCAUCAGAUUA
Molecule: messenger RNA, 1213 nt
Organism: Lycium ferocissimum
Lineage: Eukaryota; Viridiplantae; Streptophyta; Magnoliopsida; Solanales; Solanaceae
Product: bifunctional phosphatase IMPL2, chloroplastic
Exons: 9
Coding region: 1-1014 (337 amino acids)
Biological process (GO): L-histidine biosynthetic process
Molecular function (GO): histidinol-phosphatase activity
Source: RefSeq, a predicted model, not a curated record